Molecule: messenger RNA, 2325 nt
Organism: Aspergillus viridinutans
Lineage: Eukaryota; Fungi; Ascomycota; Eurotiomycetes; Eurotiales; Aspergillaceae
Product: transcription factor domain-containing protein
Exons: 3
Coding region: 1-2325 (774 amino acids)
Biological process (GO): DNA-templated transcription; regulation of transcription by RNA polymerase II
Cellular component (GO): chromatin
Molecular function (GO): RNA polymerase II cis-regulatory region sequence-specific DNA binding; DNA-binding transcription factor activity, RNA polymerase II-specific; zinc ion binding
Source: RefSeq, a predicted model, not a curated record
AUGGUCAAGGCUGCCCGGACUUUUCAAUGCCAGCGAUGUUCCCGGACAUUUGCUCGGCUGGAGCAUCUCCAGCGCCACGAUCGGUCGCACACCAAAGAGAAGCCGUAUGUCUGCGACAAGUGUCCAAAAUCGUUCACUCGCAAGGAUCUCUUGACCCGCCAUGAGCGAUUGUCCCAUAGUUCACCAUCCGGUACCCACGACACCGACAAUGGUGACCAUCCAACGCCCGCACCAUCAUCCACUGACCAUGUGUUGGAUGGGCUGAAUAUCCUUGCGUCCGCCGUGGCGGAUCGUACCGUGCCCACUACUCAUGGGCCUCCCCGCGGGCGGCAUCAGCAUCCACUCUCGGCCAGCCAAGGUUCAUUUUCUUCCGGUCGACCGGCAGCCGCGGAUCAGACGCCUCUCGCCGGCCAUUCUUUACCUGGCGCAGCCGAAGCAACUGCUGUUUUUGGUGAAACUUUCUCCGGAUACACUACAUCCAACGCAUACGACGGGGACGACUUUACGUCUUUCCUUGACAGCAUUCCUCUCCCCAGCCACCCUUACUCGCCGACGUACCAGCCCCUACCUGUAUUUCCCGCGUGGAACUUUGACUCGGCUGCGGAUUACGAUCGUUCAGUUGACCGAACAGGCACGGCGGAUGCAGCAGUGACACCGUCAAGCUCGGUGCUUCCUCGUCAUGGGACGCAGUUGCCCUCUCUUCAGCCCGAGAGCCCGCAAACCUCCCAUAGAACGCGACAGCCGAAGGGGGCCAUUUUUGUCACAACACAGUGUCGCGACGGAAUAAUUACCCUGCUCGCUGAUUACACCAAUGUCCUACCAGAUCCUUACAUCCCGUCUCGACACGCUUUGUCCCGAUGCCUUACAGGUUAUCUGUCUGGAUAUCACGAUCAUUACCCAUUCAUGCACAUCCCCACCUUGGACAUUGAAAAUGUGAGCUUGCCGCUGUUUCUUUCCAUGGCAGCAUUAGGCGCUCGGUACUGUCGGGAACCAGGUACAAGUUUGAGCCUGUAUCGAAUCGCAAGGACCGUUACCAUGGAACAUGUUCGGAGGACGUAUCAGUUUCCUGGGCCGGGUCAGUUUUCCGAAAAGUUUAGACUUUCGUCUCCUGGGACUCCUGAAAGCCAAGAUCUACUCGAAACGAUCCAGGCGUUAUUGCUGCUCCAUUCAGUCUCAUCAUGGUUCAAACGCGAUCCAUCCCAUCACGAAUCCCUCUUCAUGCGGAGUUUUAUGGAGACAAUGCUCCGAAAGGGAGGACUGAACGAGCUGCCUGAGCAGGAUGGCUCAUGGGAAAGCUGGAUACGCCGGGAGUGUGUGAAAAGGACCUCACUCAUUGUUUUCUGCUAUCUCAAUAUCCUCACCAUUGUCUUCGAUAUCACACCACUCAUCCUCACCGAGGAAAUCAGUAUGGAUCUCCCAUGCAGCGAAAAGGAAUGGCAUGCCGCAAGUGCCGUUGCUUGGAUGCAAGAGGGCAGACAGACACCGCCGGAACCAAAGCUGCAAGACGCGCUUUCGUCUCUUUUCACUCAUCCUACGACACCAAAGUCAAACCUGGAGACCUUCUCCUCUUUGGGUGGAUAUGUGCUGAUCCACGCCAUUCUACAGGAUAUCUGGCUCCUCCAAAAGGCUCGUCGCCUGCCCCUAUCGAGAAACAGCUCACUCUCUACAGAAGAAGUCUUAUCGCUUGAACAAGCGCUCGAACAAUGGUGCCAAUGCUGGGAGCGCAACCAGGAAUCUUCCAUAGAUCCAUUUAACCCUCACGGGCCUCUCUCUUUCACGUCCACCGCCCUCCUGCGUCUAGCCUACAUCCGCCUCAACGCGGACUUUACCUCCGCACGACGUCUGCAAACCUGGGAACCGAGCCAGAUUGCGCAAUCCCUGCGCCAGAACCUUUCUGUGCAGCGGGGCGACCGGCUGACACGGGCCGCCUUGCACUGCGCUCAUGCUCUGAGCACGCCCAUCAAGCUGGGGAUCAACUACGUAGCUCACUCGCUGGUUACCUCCUGGUCGAACCAAUACGCACUGUGUUCGUUGGAAUGCGCGGUGCUACUGGCGAAAUGGCUCGAGAAGGUGACGGUGCCGAAUCCUGACCCCGCCUUGACGGAGCAGGAAAAUAAGCUUCUAGAGUUUGUGAUCGAGAUGGUUAUGGAGACACAGCAUGGAAUCAGUCGGGAAUGGUUGUUGGAGAACAAUACCCGGCUGAGUGCAAUUGUCACUCGCCUUUGGGGCAGAUUGUUUACGACGGAUCAUAUCUGGGAGGUGGUCAAUCUGAUAGGGCAGUCUUUGAGUCGGUAUGCCGACAUUCUAGAAGAAGUUUCAGGAUAA